AUGCCUUUUCUUUGUUUGAUCAAGAGCUAUUCUGAAGAAUUGGAAAAAUUGGCAAUCGACUGGGUUGCUCGCUGUGAAAUGAAGCAUCCAGACGACUCGCAAUUCCCGGCCUACAAAGGCAUUGGGCAAAAUCUUGCGAUGAUGGCUGGUUUAACACCAACAUUGGCACAAAUGGCUCAGGGUUGGUACAACGAAAUAAUGGUGUGGGCAACAUCAUCUGAACUAGGCUGCGCAAAAAAGCAGUGUGACAGUUCUUUCCCUUCAUCUCCGAAACCGGUUUAUGUUAUGGCUUGUCAGUACAAACCGGCGUGA
Mesocestoides corti is the source of this 312-nucleotide messenger RNA. The record is from the annotation of a GenBank genome assembly. Lineage: Eukaryota; Metazoa; Platyhelminthes; Cestoda; Cyclophyllidea; Mesocestoididae.